Molecule: messenger RNA, 890 nt
Organism: Truncatella angustata
Lineage: Eukaryota; Fungi; Ascomycota; Sordariomycetes; Amphisphaeriales; Sporocadaceae
Exons: 1
Coding region: 322-765 (147 amino acids)
Cellular component (GO): intracellular anatomical structure
Molecular function (GO): oxidoreductase activity, acting on NAD(P)H, oxygen as acceptor
Source: RefSeq, a predicted model, not a curated record
UGCCAAAAUACCCACAGUGGGGCAGGCUCUUUUGAAAGGGACGAGAGGUCGGGUAUGACUGGGUCGGAGCUCAACAUCGCAGGAAAAUACCAAUGUAAUCGACUCGAUACCUGCCCCUUGCUUGCUUACCCUCUAUACCACAUUAUGUAGUCGGCUGUCUUUUCGCCGGGACGCAACCCUGACAGAACAUUGUCAUUAUGCUCGAGUCAUACCUGGAACACAAGUAUAAGCAACACAUCGUCCAGAGUCAAGAUUGCAUCCUAUGUUAAAGUCUUCGACAUCGGCUUGCGGUAUCAAAACGACGAUUGACUAGGAUGACGGAUGUAUUUCACGGUGUAUGGGGCUGAUUUGGCAAAUACCGCGGACAAGGUCGUUCUUAUCACAGGAGGGUCUUCAGGCAUUGGAUUGGCUACUGUACAGCUUCUGCUGUCCCUUUCGCCUCGUAAUCGAGUUGCAACUCUGGACCGCACUGCUCCUCCGGCGUCUUUGACUUCGUCCAUUUCUCCAGAUCGACUUUUCUUUCACCAAUUCGAUCUCACAUCCUGGACCGCUCAGGGUGCUGGCUUCAAACCGGCAGUUACAAAAUUCCAACGGGUGGACGCCGGGGUGGCAGGCGCAGGUAUAAAUGAGCGACGGCUUCAAUCCUUUACUGACCAGUUUGACGAUGGCCAACUGCAGGAGCCUGACAACACUGUCAUGCAUGUCACGUUAUCAGCAGUCGCUGAUGCCGUCAAGGCUUGGAAUCCAUCAUAUAAGGUCGAAUGAGAAAGGAGGCACAAUUGUAAUGAUCAGCAGCUUAGCCGGUUACUUGGGAAACGCAGGCGCGCCCUUUUACAACGCUGCUAAAUACGGUGCACCUCAGACUCGCCUUUGAAAACUUUCUAUAUACG